AUGUCGCUCUUUGCCGCACGGACGGCGCUCCUCUCUCUUGCCCUGCUGGUUUUGCUUGCACUCACAACGGUGGUAGCAUAUCCUUCGGAGCACGUAAAGGUCCAAUCAGAGAGUGUCGAGGGACGAGCGCAGGCACGCAAAUCAGCUGAAAACGUCGUCAGGAGAGAUGUGCCGCCUGGGGGCGAUGUGGAUUACUACAGCCCGCUGAACAAGACGGGAGGAUUGAUGACCACUGUGAGCAGAGUUAGAAUUACGCGACCGACCACUUUGCCGGUCGUGCUCGCUCAGCAUGCUGACCCUCCUCCUCUUUCUCUGGCACGACAGAUUAUUCCGGAUUUAGACGUAGGCGAGCCCUUGAACAUCAUCAUCUCUGGAAAAUCAUCCAAGACGGUGUUGCAGGUAGAAGGAUUCUUGCUCUGGGCAACGUGAGGGGUUCUUCAGACAUCGCCUUCUGUUCCUUGGCAUACCGUUUCUGACUGCGCAAUUAUUGCAUCCGCUCUACAGAUCGAUCAACUUUGGCGUCUCGUGCUUGGGGCAAGCGAACGGGACGGAGCAGAGUGCAAAUUUGGGUGAUGGAGGUGGCAACAAGACGCAAGGUACAGGCAAUGGAGACAAUGGAGUCAUGAGGUGGAAUUAUGGCGAUGCGUAUAUCGGCACUUGCAGAGAGACUAUUCAGGGUGGCAAUCAUUUCAGGUGGUGGAGACAAGAUGGCAGGGAGGCGAACAGCGGAGCUUACUUCUUGGGCGCAUCUCUCGAAGGCCCGUUGAGCACGCAGCACGACAUUGUCGCGAAUGGCUACAAUCUCGGUCGAGAUGAGAUCGGUGAGUAAUUCCGGUCCUACAGAAUGUCUUCUAGGACAGAGAACCUCACACUGUCGUCCAUCAUAGUUGGCAAUGCUACGCGGUCCAAUGGAACCACUUGGGGAGGCAACUAUUACCGCGCAACUGUCGAGUACAUCCCUGCUGGCGUGCUUCUAAACGAUACCACUGAAGGUAUCAACCAUCCAGAUGUCGCACCACCUGGCGGCAAUGCUCAGGAUGGCAGAGUAGCCCUGCUCACAGUUAUCCAGACUGUUGUUUCGGACCAAGCGACAAACUUGCAGUACGACAAUAAGACGGUUGCUUCCACAGCCUCAAUCUCGAGCCAGGCCUUUGCUAAAUGGCAGCUCCUUGCCACCAUCGCGGCUGUCGCGCUCGCCAUGGCAUCGGCACUGUAA
This is a messenger RNA of Ceraceosorus bombacis, 1216 nucleotides long. The record is from the annotation of a GenBank genome assembly. Lineage: Eukaryota; Fungi; Basidiomycota; Exobasidiomycetes; Ceraceosorales; Ceraceosoraceae.